Hibiscus syriacus is the source of this 2648-nucleotide messenger RNA. RefSeq names its product U-box domain-containing protein 6-like. The transcript has 6 exons. Gene Ontology annotation, cellular component: nucleus; cytoplasm. NCBI's taxonomy places the organism in Eukaryota, Viridiplantae, Streptophyta, Magnoliopsida, Malvales, Malvaceae. Gene Ontology annotation, biological process: protein ubiquitination. The record is from RefSeq and is a predicted model, not a curated record. Gene Ontology annotation, molecular function: protein binding; ubiquitin-protein transferase activity. Bases 219 to 2537 code for a protein of 772 amino acids.
UUCUCUACUUCGAACCACAAAUCUUUGAAUCCCCAAAGGCCCAAACCCUAAUUCAACAAUAAGAUUGGAUCUUCAGAAACCUAAUUCCCUGCUUGGAUCUUAAUUCCCUCCUAAAACAAUUUUUUAUAUGAAGCCUCCUUGGCUAUCUCCUUUUUUUUCCUGCAUUUCAGUUGAUAUAGAUUUGCAUUUUAGUGGUUUUUUGCAGUGAAUGCUAAAUUAUGGAUAUUUCUGAAGUUGAAGAGAACCUAUUUGCAGUUAGUGAUGCAAAGUUGCAUGGAGAUAUGUAUAAGACACUUUCUGCAAUUUAUUGCAAAGUUUCAUUAAUAUUUUCUUCCUUAGAAUCAGCAAGGCCAAGGAGCAAAUCUGGCAUUCAGGCUUUAUGCUCAUUGCAUAUGGUUCUAGAGAAGGCCAAAAAUGUUCUUCAGCACUGCUCUACAUGUAGUAAACUUUACUUGGCUAUUACUGGAGAUUCUGUUCUUUCAAAGUUCGAGAAGGCAAAAUAUGCUUUUAUUGAUAGUCUUAGGCGCGUAGAAGAUAUAAUUCCACAGUCUAUUGGAUGUCAGGUUUCAGAGAUUGUGAGUGAACUUGAGGGGACUGUUUUCUCACUUGAUCCAUCUGAGAAGCAAAUUGGUGAUGAUAUCAUUGAAUUACUUCAGCAUGGGAGAAAAUUUGAUGACUGUAACAAUAACAAUGAGCUCAAGUCUUUUCACCAGGCUGUUACGAGACUUGGUAUUACUUCUUCAAGAGCAGCCCUAACUGAAAGAAGGGCUCUCAAGAAGGUUAUAGAAAGAGCUCGUGCUGAGGAAGACAAGAGGAAGGAAUCUAUUGUGGCUUAUCUUUUACAUCUCAUGAAGAAAUACUCCAAGUUAUUUCGAAGUGAGGUUUCAGAUGAUAAUGAUUUGCAGGGUUCAACACCUUGUUCCCCCACUGUUCAGGGUUAUCUUGAGGGUGGAGGGGCUGGUGGUAAUGGCCUGGCAUUUGAGCGGCAGCUAUCUAAGCUCAGUUCUUUUAAUUUCAAGCGAAAUAUUAGAUCUGGUCAUAUGCCCCUUCCCCCUGAAGAAUUACGAUGUCCAAUAUCAUUGCAGCUUAUGCACGAUCCAGUCAUAAUUGCUUCUGGACAAACAUAUGAAAGAAUCUGCAUCGAGAAAUGGUUUAGUGAUGGACAUGACACCUGCCCAAAGACUCAACAGGAGAUUCCGCAUCUCUUUUUGACUCCUAAUUACAGUGUUAAGGGUCUCGUUGCAAGUUGGUGUGAACAGAAUGGAGUUCCUAUUCCCAAUGGUCCCCCUGAAUCUCUUGAUUUUAACUACUGGAGACUUGCCUUGUCCGAGUCUGAGACUACAAGUUCAAGAUCAAAGGAUAGUGCCGGUUCAUGCAACUUAAAGGGGGAUAAGGCGGUUCCUUUAGAGGAGAGUGUCACUGUUGAGAAAGCGGCAGGAAAUGAAGCGGAAAAUGGAUAUUCAUGCCCACAAGAGCAAGUUUCGGAGCGUAAUGUGCUAGAAAGUUAUCAGGAUUUCCUAUCUAUCCUGAAUGAAGAAGAGAACUUGCAGAAAAGGUGCAAAGUCGUGGAACAAAUAAGGCUUUUGCUGAAGGAUGAUGAUGAGUUUAGGAUCUUUAUGGGGGCUAAUGGCUUUGUUGAGGGAUUAUUGCGAUUUCUAAGUUCAGCUGUGCAUGAAGGGAAUACAAUGGCUCAGGAAAUUGGUGCAAUGGCUCUCUUUAACCUUGCUGUCAACAAUGACAGGAACAAGGGAUUGAUGUUAGCAUCCGGAGUAAUUCAAUUGCUGGAGAAUAUGGUUUCCAACUCCGAUGCACAUGAAUCAGCAGCUGCCCUCUAUCUUAAUCUCUCUUGCCUCGAACAAGCCAAAUCUAUCAUAGGCUCAAGUACGGCUGUACCAUUCUUAGUUCGGUUACUUGGUGGUGAAACUGAUCCAAAAUGCAAGCUAGAUGCCCUUCACACUCUUUAUAACCUCUCUACUGUGCCGUCCAACAUUCCAAGCCUUCUUUUUGCUGGCAUAAUCAAUGGCCUCCAGUCGCUUGUGGUCUCGGGUAACCAUACUUGGAUAGAGAAAUCCAUUGCAGUUUUGAUAAACAUAGCUUCGAGUCCAACAGGAAAAGAUGAGAUGGUAUCGGCCUUUGGUCUCAUAAGUGGUCUGGCAUCAGUCCUUGAUGCUGGGGAAUCGAUUGAGCAAGAGCAAGCUGUUUCAUGCCUUCUGCUUCUUUGUACUGGACAUGAGAAAUGCAGUCAAAUGGUCCUACAAGAAGGUGUGAUACCUGCACUGGUGUUGAUUUCAGUAAAUGGGACAACAAGAGGGAGGGAGAAGGCACAAAAGCUUCUGGUGCUCUUCCGAGAACAACGGCAACGAGAUCAACUGCCAGUUGAGAAAUACAAGCCAGUUGAAAGCAGUGAAGAUCCGAUGCCUGCUCCAGCCUCAUCUAUAGAAAUGAAGCCAUUCCGUAAAUCGGCAUCGAGAAGGAAAAUAGGGAAAGCCUUUAGCUUUCUAAAGAAGAGCAAGAGCUACACGGUUUGUCAGUGCUGAAAAGAGUGGCAAAAGAUAGCCUAAUGUAAAUUUGACUCAGUUGUAUCUUCUUUUUCUUUGGUUAUCAUAUAGAGAAGCAGAAAAUGUACAGACCUUUUGUUUAUUACGUCA